Messenger RNA from Scatophagus argus, 3031 nucleotides. It is a transcript of the gene vps4b, whose product is annotated as vacuolar protein sorting 4 homolog B. The transcript has 13 exons. Gene Ontology annotation, molecular function: ATP hydrolysis activity; ATP binding. Gene Ontology annotation, biological process: endosomal transport; vacuole organization. Bases 135 to 1661 code for a protein of 508 amino acids. Lineage: Eukaryota; Metazoa; Chordata; Actinopteri; Scatophagidae. The record is from RefSeq and is a predicted model, not a curated record.
CCGUGUCAGUGCUGAGGGAGCGAUAGGCGAACAGGAACUUCUUGUGCAGUGACAAAAGCUUACGACUGGGUAAACGAAAGUGGCGUGGAUCACUGGUCGAUUCUAUUGCGUUUGCUGUUCUCAGUGGACUCCGUAUGGAGCCAACAAAUCUGCAGAAAGCUAUUGCCAUAGCACAGAAGGCUUCACAGGAAGACCAGGAAGGGAACUACGAGGAGGCCAUUCGCUCCUACCAACAUGCUGUGAAAUACUUCCUGCACAUUAUAAAACGUGAACCCCAGGGUAAAGAUGGAAAUCAGAAGAUCAGAGAUAAAUGUAAACUGUACCUGGACAGAGCGGAAGAACUACAGGAGUACCUAGUGAAUAAAGAGAAAGCCAUUGAUCUUGCCAGUAAGGCAGCACAGGAGGAUAAAGCUCAGAAUUACGAUGAGGCUCUCCGUCUGUACCAAGCUGCUGUUCAGUACUUCCUCCAUGUGGUGAAAUAUGAAGCCCAGGGUGACAAAGCCAGACAGAGCAUUCGGGCAAAAUGUGCUGAAUAUCUGGACAGAGCGGAGAAGUUGAAGGAGUAUCUAAAAAAGAAGGAGAAAGCUCCUCCCGCUAAGCCUGUCAAAGAGUCACAGUCUGAUGACAAAGGGAAUGAAAGUGAUGAAGGUGAUGAUCCAGAGAAAAAGAAGUUCCAGAACCAACUCUCAGGUGCAAUUGUUAUGGAGAAACCAAAUAUCAAAUGGAAUGAUGUUGCUGGUUUAGAGGGCGCCAAGGAAGCACUGAAAGAAGCUGUCAUUCUUCCAAUCAAAUUCCCCCACCUUUUCACAGGAAAGAGAACUCCAUGGAGAGGGAUAUUGCUCUUUGGGCCUCCAGGUACAGGAAAGUCCUAUCUGGCUAAAGCUGUUGCCACAGAAGCAAACAACUCAACCUUCUUCUCCAUCUCCUCAUCCGACCUUGUCUCCAAAUGGCUGGGAGAGAGUGAAAAGUUGGUAAAGAAUCUUUUUACCCUCGCAAGGGAGCACAAGCCUUCUAUCAUCUUCAUUGAUGAGAUUGACUCCCUGUGUGGCUCAAGAAGCGAGAAUGAGAGUGAGGCUGCUCGCCGUAUUAAGACAGAGUUCCUGGUUCAGAUGCAGGGUGUAGGGAAUGACAACGAGGGAGUGCUGGUACUUGGAGCCACAAACAUCCCAUGGACCCUAGACUCAGCCAUCAGGCGACGAUUCGAGAAGAGGAUCUAUAUCCCGCUGCCUGAGGAGCACGCCCGCUCCUUCAUGUUCAAGCUCCAUCUGGGCUCAACACCCAACAGCCUCACCGACUCUGACUUUGUCACUCUGGGCAAGAAGACAGAUGGAUACUCGGGAGCAGAUAUCAGUAUCAUUGUCAGAGAUGCGCUAAUGCAGCCUGUUCGAAAGGUCCAGUCAGCAACCCACUUCAAACGGGUACGAGGUCCCUCAAGAACUGACCCCAAUGCUGUUGUAGAUGACCUCUUGACUCCUUGCUCACCUGGUGAUCCCAAUGCAAUUGAAAUGACAUGGAUGGAGGUCCCUGGGGAGAAACUAUUGGAACCUGUAGUAUGCAUGUCUGAUAUGAUGAGGUCUCUGGCCAGCACGAAGCCAACAGUCAAUGAACAAGAUCUGGAAAAACUGAAAAAAUUCACAGAGGAUUUCGGACAGGAAGGCUAGGUGGGGUGAUUGAGCCAAGCCAAACCAAAGCAAAGAAAUUGUGAUCGUCUUUCUUUACUGUCCUUGUUGUGUUUUUUCUCUCUGUUUCAUCAUAAUCAUUCAUCAGGCCUUGAGCGCUAAUUCAUCAGAGAUUAGUGCUCUGUUUUCUGAUAACCACACACAGGUGGUUAUCAGGUAGGAAGACUUGGUUGUAUCCAAUAUUGUUGUCCAAAGAAGAUUAAAGCCAUGCAGCUGAGUUGAGAAAAGAAUCAAUACAAAAUAGGGAAUUGAGAGGGUUGUUUGACUUAUGAACUAAAAUUGCAGCAGAAUAUCCAAGCAUCUUGAGGAAACUAAUGACAGACACACAACAAUACACAACAAUUGUUGCAAAAGAGGCUAUUGAAAUCAAGACAGUUUAUUUUAAGUCAGGACUAACAAUUAUGUUCUUACUUUCCCAUCAGAAUACAUCUCAUUAGACUAAUAAAUACCACAUAUAUCUAUUUUUAUUAAGAAAAACAAGCAUUGAUUAGUGUAUGCUACACUUUGUGGAAUGUAUACAUCAUGGGCUAAGGGAGUGGAGCAGGUUCAUAGGAUCUGUUGUAUUGAAAUGUCAGUUGCUUCAUGGUGUUGGAUCUUUGGAGUUUUGAGACAGAGAUACUCGGGGUGACAGCUGCAUUAGGCCCUGUGAAAAUUUUGGAUCGUUUAUCCAGUUUCCUAACAAGUGCAAAUUAUAUUUGUUAACUUGUUUGUCAAUUGAAUUAAACAUAACUGAUAGGGUGAAUCACCAAUAGUGCCAGACCAGCAUUCUUUUACUUUUUUUCCAAGGACUCUGUUUCAUCAUUCAGCUUGUGAAAAACAAACCAUGGCUUUUUUUUUGUGCAAUCAACUGUACAUAUUCUCCAUAGGCUUUGCUGAUUAUUCUUAAUACAAACUGCAAAAAAUAAGCCUUACUCUAUUGCAAAUUUUGAUAAAACAAGACUGAGGUGUUGAAAUGGGACACUGAUGGCUCAGGUGGAGAGAUCAUCUUCUUGUAUACUUUACUACAUAGGAAUGUGUCUCCAGGCAUGAACUUUAUGUAGCCAUAAGUGGCAGUGUGCACCAUGUGCCUUCUAGAGAAGUUUAAACGGUUCUUUUUUAUUUGUUUAUAUCUAAAUUGGUCAUACUGCAUAUAUCCAGUGCUUUGUCACUACAACUACUAAGUGUAUCAUACUUGCACAUUUCACAUAAGCCCUUUUGAGAGAAUGUAUACAACUGUGGGGAACAUCUUAUUUUACUGUAAAUGUCUAUACAUAUAGCCAACUCUCAAGCCUUUUCUGUGGGAAGAGGUCACCCAAUGCGUAAGAUUUUCUUUUUCAUUACUAUUAUGUAAAUAAAAGUUAAAGCUACGUCAA